AUGUCCAAGGUACCUCCAGAGAAGAGCACGGCGCAGAGUGCACUCCAGAAGCCCACGUGGCGAUUCCUGUGGUUGGUCUCAGCACUGUUGCUGUUGCUGUGUGUCUCUCUCCUCAUUGCCCUCAUUGUCACUCUACUCAAGGGAACUGGAGGCUGUGAAGAGCACAAGGCCCUGCCCCAGAGUUCUGCAGAGUGGCAUUGUGUCCUGGGGAGAGCUGAGGAGAAAGGGCAAGUCUGGACAUGCUGCCCCAUGGGCUGGAAGCACUUUCAGUCCAGCUGCUACUACUUCUCUAUAGACACCAUGAACUGGAGUGACAGUGAGACAAACUGCACAGGAAUGAGUUCCCACUUGGUGGUGAUCAACACAGGAACUGAGCAGGAUUUCAUUUUAAAUUGGAUAAAAAGAACUGUUACAUCCUUCCAAAAUAAGAAUUACUAUAUUGGUCUGACAGAUCAGGCACAGGAAGGCCAGUGGCACUGGGUGGAUCAGACUCCAUAUAAUGAGACUGCAGCAUUCUGGAGACAAGGUGAACCCAGUAAUAGCAAAAUGGAGAACUGUGCUGUCAUGCAUGCAGAGACAAAUGCAAAUAGGAAGAAUUGGAAUGACAUUCCGUGUUCCACUAAAGUAAAUAGAAUUUGUGAAACUGAUGCAACAAGGUUUUGAGGAACGAAACCCCGUCCAGGACGUGAAGCCAGAAAGAGAGAGCGCCCAUCCCUGGCUAGAGGAAGCUGAGCGAGAGAUCUGAUUGGAGGGUUUGGUUCAGAUGUGGGACUUGUGCUGUAAUUAUGGAGUGGAAGGUUACUGUGUUUAAUGGUUCAAACUCACCCAUAUGCACAAAAGAAUUUUGGAAAAAAAAUUGGUAAAAUGUUCUGAAGUG
Molecule: messenger RNA, 877 nt
Organism: Chrysemys picta bellii (western painted turtle)
Lineage: Eukaryota; Metazoa; Chordata; Testudines; Emydidae
Source: RefSeq, a predicted model, not a curated record